AUGACAAAGGAUGAAAAGAUUAUUGUUGCUGAUAUGACGAAGUCCAUGGUGAAGCCAAGAAAUAUUUUGUUGACGUUAAAGGAGCACAAUGACAAUAAUUAUACAACAAUCAAACAAAUUUACAAUGUGAGACAUGCUUACCGUUCCUCCAUAAGAGGGAGUAACAUCAAAAUGCAACAACUGAUGAUGUUGCUUGAUCGAGAUCAGUAUAUUCACUGGCAUAGGCUGAAGGAUGAUAAUGUUGUACGGGACUUGUUUUGGAGUCAUCCCGAUGCAGUAAAGUUAAUCAAUUCAUGUGAUUUGGUUUUCUUGAUUGACAGUACCUACAAAACCAAUAGGUACAAACUGUCGUUGCAUGAUACUGUUGGUGUUACACCAACAGGAAUGACAUUCUCCGCUGGUUUUGCUUACUUGGAAGGAGAAUGUUUUAAUAAUGUUGUUUGGGCUGUAGAGUGGUUUCGGGUGAAAACUGUAUUCUUGGAUGCUACGAACUUGUUGUGUCAGUUCCAUAUUGACAAGAAUGUCAAGGCAAAGUGCAAAACCCUGGUUGCUUAA
Messenger RNA from Glycine soja, 555 nucleotides. RefSeq lists its product as uncharacterized. The transcript is spliced from 2 exons. Bases 1 to 555 code for a protein of 184 amino acids. Lineage: Eukaryota; Viridiplantae; Streptophyta; Magnoliopsida; Fabales; Fabaceae. The record is from RefSeq and is a predicted model, not a curated record.